This is a messenger RNA of Petromyzon marinus (sea lamprey), 2611 nucleotides long. Its product is annotated as TBC1 domain family member 14-like. The record is from RefSeq and is a predicted model, not a curated record. Lineage: Eukaryota; Metazoa; Chordata; Hyperoartia; Petromyzontiformes; Petromyzontidae. Gene Ontology annotation, molecular function: GTPase activator activity; small GTPase binding. Gene Ontology annotation, biological process: regulation of GTPase activity.
CCACCACCACCCCCACGACGUCGACGGCGCCUUCAGUGCACGUGACCCGAGUUGCUCACUCGCUCGAGUGGCGCUGAUAGCGGCUGCGGCGUCUCUGUGGUUGUAGAAGCACGUCUGCGUGUACACAAGCACGUCUGUGUACACAAGCACGGCUGCGUGUACAAGCACGUCUGCGUACACAAGCACGUCUGCGUGUACAAGCACGUCUGUGUGUACGAGCACGUCUGCGUUUUGUCCUCACGCCCACCAAGAAAGCCGCGUCCUGAACCUGGAGACAAUGCCCGAACAUCGGGCAGAAUCUUUCGCCACCGCCGACGAGGAGACGCGGCGCAAUGGAGGAGGCCACGGGUCUCCCUCGACAGAAGCGGGAGUCGCUCCACCACCCCUGCACACGUCCACCAGCAGCCCAGAGAACGACCCGCAGGAAGGCCGUCCGUGCGGGAAGGCAGAGCCCCGUGUCACGAGCCCGAGCCCCCGUCGGAUCGCUGACAUACCGCUGACCGCUACGGUCCCGGCAAAGACCGAUGACUUGAAGAUGACGUUGACAGUAAAGUUGAAGAAGCGGAAGAUAAUACCGGCGAAGGAGGUUGAAAGUCCUGAGAGCAAUGGCACUACAGAGACCUCGGGCUCAAGCUUCCAGAGCAUCACCAUAGACGAGGCUGAGAGUCCGAGCCCAACGCCCAAGCAGGUGGUGCCUAGCACUGGCUGGGGGUUCUUAUCCAGCGGUCUGUUCUCAACAAAACAGAGCGAUGACGCUCAUGACACAAGCAGCCGAGUUGGAGCCUGGCCCUGGAAGAUCCUCAAGAGCACCUUCGGGCACAAGGAUUCCACUGCCGGCGGUCGCCAGAGCGAGCAAGCCGGGCCAGCGGUCGACCAUGUGCCCGAGUUGACCUGGCCGAGGCUGUGGCGGAGCAGAGUGGACCUCUGCACGGCUGAGUUCACCUCUGCGGCGACCACCGUGAUCGUCCUUGAGCAGCGGCCAAAAAAUCUGCCUCCGAAGCCCCUUGCUGAGCAGCAAAGGCACAGAGUGCAGUACGAGGCCAUGCUUCGCGAAAUACAGAAGCAAGAGGAGCGAGCGUGUGAGCGGCGGCGGCGGCUUGAGGAGGAGCGGUGCCGCCGGGAGGAGGUGGCGACGCGGACGACUGCCCUGUGGAGCCGCGGCGUGCUGCCGCGCUGGCAAGAAGUGUGCAAGAGCCGCAAGGUGCGCAGCUUGUGGUGGGAGGGCAUUCCUCCGAGUGUGCGUGGUUGGGUGUGGCAGCACAGCAUUGGCAACCAACUCAACAUUACACCUGAACUGUACGAAAUUUUCCUCGCCCGGUGGAAGGAGCUUGAAGACUCGUGCGGGGACUGCUGCUGCUAUAUGGAUGGACUGGGUGCGUCGGUGGCACCUGGAAACCCCCAAUUGGAAGCCAUGACCCUGGACAUUUUGAGCACAUUUCCUGACCUCCACAUCUUUCAGAAGGGAGGACCCUACCAUGACUCUCUGCGGAAUGUUCUGGGUGCAUACGCCACAUACAGACCGGACGUCGGCUACGCCCCGAUGACGUCGUGGCUGGCGGCCAUGCUGCUGCUGUACAUGGAUGCAGUGGAGGCGUUUGUGGUGCUCGCCAAUAUCCUCAACCAGCCCUGCAUGCUGGCCUUCGCGCUGCCUCGCCCGAACCAGGUGAAAAGGUAUCUUGCCACCUUCGAUGUAUUUUUUGAAGAAAACCUUCCAGGUUUGUUUGCGCAUUUCAAGAAAAUUGGUCUACUCCCGGACGUUUACCUCGGCGACUGGGUGCUCGUCCUGCUGGCGCACGUGCUUCCACUGGAGUGCGCGUGCCGCGCACGAGACGUGUGGUUCCGUGACGGCGAGGAGUUUGCGUUCCGCGCCGCGCUGGGCAGGCUGUCGCUGCUCGCCGACUCCCUGCUGACCCUCGACAAGGAGGGCGCGGCGGCACUCCUGCUCGCGAGGUCGUCUCCCGCUGCCUCGUCCUCCGUUGCCGCCGCUCCCUUUCCAAUUCCGGCGACGCAGGAAGAGGCGCUGUUCUCCGCCAUCGCCGGCGUCCGCAUGGUCAGCCGCCGGCGAUCGUGGGCUCAGGUCCUCGCCCUUCAGGGCAGCGGGUGGGGGGGGGAACCCGUGUGACUCGUGACUUUGUGCAGCCUGGGACUUCAAUCACACUGCCGUCAACUUUGUCAUACAGCCUAUGGGCCACAUGAGGCCCACAACUUGACUUAUCACAGCCUGUGACUUAAUUUCAUGCGGCUGGUGACCUUCAUUUUAGACAACCCGUGACUAUCUUUUCAGGAGCUUACGCCUCAAUUUCAUAUGGCCUACGGCCUGGCAGAUGUCCUAUCGCUUCUAAAUGGCCUGCAAAUGAUAUUCAUCCAUAUUCUAUGGUUCUUUCGGUAAAGUCAAGUAGAUAGAAAAAAAAUACAAUAGAAUAAAAAAAUAAAGUUAAUAAAAAUAUCACGACGUUUCGAUCGCAGCACAAGCGGCCGCCAUCAGGCGCCCAUACUUCCGUUGCUGUUGAUGCACUUGGGCUGCGCCCACCCCCAAAACUUUAUAAACAGCUUGCCUUGAGAAGCUGACUCCUUUGCCUGAUGACGACCGCUUGUGUUGCGAUCGAAACGU